Messenger RNA from Halichondria panicea, 1484 nucleotides. RefSeq lists its product as uncharacterized. The record is from RefSeq and is a predicted model, not a curated record. The coding region runs from base 291 to 1142 and encodes 283 amino acids. The transcript has 3 exons. Lineage: Eukaryota; Metazoa; Porifera; Demospongiae; Suberitida; Halichondriidae.
UUACAUACCGUAUAGCGCGAAAUUUUCGAGGAACUUAUAUUUCGUGGAAUGGCCUCUAAAAGCAUUUCGUUGCACAAUGUUCGCGGAAUGACUGCUUACCGGAAGCCACGCCUUUAAAUCUUUGCACGUUAUAGUAAUUAAAGAACAAUUUUCGUGGACUUAAUUUUCGUGUAGGAUUGCUAACCCACGAAAUCCAUGAAAAUAAGCCCCUCGAAAAUUUCACGCUAUACAGUACAUAAUACAUAAUGCUAUACAGUCAUGCACAUACAUGUACAUGACUGUAUAGUAUUAUGUAUUGUCUUACAGUGUGUACGUGUCUUAGUUUAACCUUUCUAGGCACAAGUACUGGUGAUGUUGUAGGAGAGGAACACAACUGCGUUGUCCCGAGGGAGGUGCUUUGUGAGGUGUUACUUCUCAAAAGAAAUGGAAUGACAAUGGAGGAUAUUGUCAGCCGGCUUAGAUGUAGAACUGUGCCAUCUGGAUACCCUAUACAUAGCUGGAGAACCUUGUCAGAUGGUGAAAGUGAGUCACUGGAUGAUAAACUACGCUCUAUUCUUGCUCAAAUGGAAUUUACGCAUGUUGUUCGCUCCUGGGACCAGAAAGGUGUGCCAUUUCGCACGUACAUAUAUGUACCGGAAGAACAUCCAGAACUUGGCACAGUCUUCCACGAGCGCGAAGAUGAAGGACAUGUGUACAAGAGAAUGAGAAAUUCGACUCUAAUGGGUGGUCCGAAACGGUUCAAGCUGGAGCGCUUCAAUGAAGCUGUUUAUGAUGAGUCAGCAAAUCUUACCUACACAGCUUUGAUUGGAAGAAGAAAGCAGUCAAUUCGUGAUGUGGAAAAUUUUUUCUCGUCCUCUGUUGCCAAUUUCAUGAACCGAAAGGGAUACACAUAUGAAGCUCAGUUUGUGACUACUGUACGAAACUGGAGACGUGCAUGUGAUGAACGUGGCCUCACCCAACUUAAAAGGUGCCAGUUCAACUAUGAGCUGCUGAAUAUGUUGUUGGAUGAGCUCAUGCCAUGGCAUAGGACGCAAUACGAUCUCUCAUUGAUGGAAGUUAACAGGUAUGUGGUAGAUACAUAUGUGACAGGCUCUGGGAAAACCAGACUAUUGGAGCAGAAUUUAGUAUUGAGCUACAGCUAAAUUUAUGCCUACAGUAUAAAAUCUCAAAUAAAAUGUUAUUGAUGUAUAAGUAUCUACAGUCCUUCUACUACCUCUCUGUAAAAUCUGAUGCUCUAAAUCCAACUCUUUCCAUCGAAAGCUUCGUCCAAAGUUUCGCUAUUACCUUAUUUUUCCUAAUUAAGCAAUCUUUGAGAGUCGUUUUUCUCGAUACUACAUUUUACGGCUUCGAGUUUCCAACGCGCAUGACUCGGGUAUGAAACUAGGUAUGUGAACACUAAGCAUAUCAUUGUGUAGGCGAUGCUCUGCUCUAUUAUUUGGUACAUUAAUCACACAUAUUUUAGUCUGCUCCAAUAGUCUGGUUUU